This is a messenger RNA of Scleropages formosus (Asian bonytongue), 2925 nucleotides long. Its product is annotated as RAB11-binding protein RELCH homolog. The transcript is spliced from 24 exons. NCBI's taxonomy places the organism in Eukaryota, Metazoa, Chordata, Actinopteri, Osteoglossiformes, Osteoglossidae. Gene Ontology annotation, cellular component: recycling endosome; trans-Golgi network. Bases 539 to 2590 code for a protein of 683 amino acids. The record is from RefSeq and is a predicted model, not a curated record. Gene Ontology annotation, biological process: intracellular cholesterol transport.
GGUAGUACUGGAGUUGCAGUACCAGGUCGACCUGCUGAACAGCGAGAAACAGAGCUUGGCAGAACAGAUCAAGCAUCUCCAGAGUGAAAUCCACACCCUGAAGAAGAGUAUCUCAACUUCCUCUGUGGUCUCCUUGGGUAAAGAGGAACUUCAAAGGUCAGGUCACUUUUCUGACAGGAGUCCUCAGGAUAGCCAACAUUGUCUGGGCACCAGAGAGGCAUCAUGGCCAGGAGACAUUGUAGCCCAUUUAAGGCAGGAUGCCAGCCUGAAUGUGGACCCUUCCCCUCCUUUGCACCCCAGUGCAAAGUCAAAGAGCCAGAAUUUGGAGAGUCAUAGCUCAACACACCUUGACCAGCCCAACAGGAAUCUCUCACCUGCCUUUCACAAAGCGCUUUUGUCCUUCUGCCGGACGUCCAUUGACAGUCGCCUUGGCUCCGAGGUUUCCCACAUUGCCAGCAGCGAGGAGAGCCUUUUGCUGACGUUGGGCCGCUGCCUGCCCCACAUAGUGCCCAAUGUACUGCUGGCCAAGCGAGAGAGAAUGGUUUUGCACCUGUGUCAGGAGCUGAUCCCCCUCAUCCUCUCCACCGCCUGCCUUCAUCCAGAGCCCAAGGAGCGUGAUCAGCUGCUUCACAUCCUCUUCAACCUUAUCAAGAGACCGGAUGAUGAACAGAGGCAGAUGAUCCUCACAGGGUGUGUGGCCUUUGCUUGUCACGUGGGCCCCACGCGUGUGGAAGCUGAGCUCCUGCCGCAGUGCUGGGAACAGAUCAACCACAAGUACCCUGAGCGGAGGCUGCUGGUAGCAGAGUCUUGUGGAGUCCUCGCUCCGUAUCUGCUGGAUACGAUACGCAGUUCGCUAGUGCUGUCCAUGCUGCAACAGAUGCUGGCAGAGGACAAGUCUGACCCAGUACGGGAGGCCGUGGUCAGGAGCCUGGGUAUCAUCAUGGGCUACAUCAAUGACCCAGACAAAUAUCCCCAGGGCUUCGAGCUAAUGUUGCUGUCCCUGAGUGACCCGUCGGAGCGUGUUGUCUGCGCCGCCCACCAGGUCCUCAUCCCAGCGCUGGCCGCUUGGGCUACCAAGAUGGGCACCUUGCAGAGUCAGCUCCUGACCAGCCUCCUGGCACGCAUCGAGGGGCUCAUCAGGGAAAGUGACCACGGGCUAGAUGAACACAAGCUCCGCACACUCCUGUCAGCCCUGCAAUCCCUCACCCCACCCCUGUUUGCUAUGGUGCUCCAGAGUGCCCCCUUCACGCCUCAGGCCGACCCUCAGGACGGCGCCCCUCCCAUCGAGGUGACGCGGUUCCCCCGCCCAGCGUCCCUCCUCCAGGAUGUGGCUGUCAUCAUCGGUAGCCGUGAGAAGCUGACUGUGCUGCUGCAGCUGUAUGAUCACCAGCUGGAACAUGAGGGCACCACUGGCUGGGCCAGUCUGCUCUGGGUUGUCAACCAGCUGUUACCACAGCUGAUUGGAAUUGUGGGCCGGAUCAGCAUCACCUCGACAACCUGCGUCCAUGAGUUCUCCAGAUUCUUCUGGAGGUUCUGUCGUACGUUUGGGAGGAUCUUCACAAAUACCAAGGUGAAACCACAGUUCCAAGAAAUUCUCAGGCUUUCUGAAGAAAAUGUGGAUGUGACCACUGGGAAUGGAGUCCUUACUAAGGCCACAGUGCCCAUCUAUGCAACUGGGGUUCUCACAUGCUACAAUCAGGAAGAGGACCGCAAGCUGUUAGUGGCUUUCCUAGAAGACGUUAUGAUGACCUUGUCUUUGUCACAUGCCCCGCUGGACAGUCUGAAAGCAUCUUUUGUGGAACUUGGUGCUAACCCAGCAUACCAUGAACUACUCCUGACUGUCCUCUGGUAUGGAGUUGUACACACCUCUGCCCAUGUACGCUGCACAGCUGCUCGGAUGUUCGAGCUGAUUCUUCGAGGCAUGAGCGAAGCCUUAAUUGACAAGCGAGUUGCCCCAGCUCUAAUAACCUUGUGCAGUGAUCCCGAAUUCUCAGUAAGGAUAUCCACCAUACCGGCAUUUGGCACAAUAAUGGAAACAGUGACGCAAAAGGAGCUGCUCGAAAGGGUGAAAAUGCAGCUGGCCUCUUUCCUGGAGGACCCCCAAUACCAAGACCAGCAUUCUCUGCACAUGGAAAUCAUCGGGACGUUUGGCAGGGUGGGCCCCAAUGCGGAGCCCCGGUUCCGGGACGAGUUUGUCCUUCCGCAUCUGUACAAGCUGGCACUGGCCAACAACCUGCAGGCAGCCAAGACCAAGAGGCUGGACAUCGCCACACAGCUCUUCGAGGCAUACAGUGCUCUGUCCUGCUGCUUCAUUUCAGAGGAGCUCAUGGUGAAUCACUUUCUCCCUGGGCUGCGAUGUUUACGAAAUGACAUGGAGCUGCUUUCUCCUGAACAUGAGGUGAUUUUGACCUCCAUGAUAAAAGAAUGUGAGCAGAAGGUGGAAAGCAGGAGCAUCCAGGAGCCACUGGGGUCUGUGUCACUUGCAGCAAGUCUUGUGAGCGAAGAUGCAAAGACCAAGUUUCUGAGCAAGAUGGGUCAACUGACCACGUCUGGCGCCAUGCUGGCCAACGUGUUCCAGAGGAAAAAGUGAUGCUCUCUAGAAAUUCUGUGGAAUGGAUCUCCACUCUCUCGGACCUCCUACUUGAAGUCAAUCAUCUGCCUUUAACUGUGCCAGUUUUUCAGUUGGCCUUCAAGUUCCUAUUUAUGUUUCAUAGUUAUUUCAAUUGAGCCUUUAAACAAUUUGAAUGGUUACUUUUCUGUUUUCAGUUGCUGUUGAGUUUUUCAGACUUAAUUCUCAUUGUUUCAUUUAAGCCUCCAAAGAAUUUUGCACCUAGCCUAACUACUGUUUUCAUUCUACAUCUAAUUUACACUUUGUAUUUAUUAUGUAUUUAUGUAUCAUUAUGCUGUAAAUGUGUUUUUUCUAAU